Molecule: messenger RNA, 1029 nt
Organism: Malassezia globosa CBS 7966
Lineage: Eukaryota; Fungi; Basidiomycota; Malasseziomycetes; Malasseziales; Malasseziaceae
Exons: 3
Coding region: 1-1029 (342 amino acids)
Biological process (GO): base-excision repair
Cellular component (GO): nucleus
Molecular function (GO): phosphoric diester hydrolase activity; DNA-(apurinic or apyrimidinic site) endonuclease activity; double-stranded DNA 3'-5' DNA exonuclease activity
Source: RefSeq, a predicted model, not a curated record
AUGCCGAAGCGUGCAGCAACGACAGCCACAACAGAUGCGCCUAAACGCCCUCGCUUGCAGGAAGACGUGAAGCAGCUUGGCCCGACGGCAGCUUCCCCAGCAGCGCCGAGUGGCAGAGACCAUGUGGCUCCCGAUAAGAUUCCUCGUAAUACGCAGCUGCCCAAAGGUCCGCUUUCGAUCGAAGCCAAACCGGCAGGGUGCACGCGCAUUGCCAUAUGGAAUAUCACGUCUCUCAAGAGCUCUGAUGCAAAGGGGCUCAUGCGAUACGUGCAUGCUGAAGAUGCCGACGUGCUCGUGUUCAGUGAGACCAAGGUGAAUGAGACGCCCUCUCAUGCAGGCUUAGACGCCAUGUACAAGUACAGAUACUGGGGCAUUGGUGAGAAAAAAGGAUAUGCGGGCAUUGCCGUGCUAUCGAAGCAAAAACCCAUCCACGUCGAGAAGGGCCUUCCAGGAUUUCAUGAUCCCAGUUCGAAUGCACGUCUUCUGACAGUGGAAUUCCCUCACACAGUGCUGGUCGCGACGUAUGCUGUAAAUGCUGGUGAUGGACUCAAGACAUUAGGAAACAAAAACGCCUGGAACGAGGCGCUGGAAAAGCAUCUACAGUCGCUUCCGUCCGACAAAGAGGUCAUAUGGUGCGGAGAUCUGAAUGUCGUUUGGGAUGAUCGCGACUUGGCAGGCGCAUCAAAGAAGUGGAAUAAAGCUGCUGGGUAUACACAGGCCGAAUGCGACGCGCAUCGACGGAUUUUGGCGACGAAUGACAUGUGUGAUGCAUGGCGUGAAUGCCAUCCCGACGCUGUCGGCCACUACACAUACUAUGGCUGGCGUGGCCAGUGCCGAAGCCGCGGCGCAGGCUGGCGAAUAGACUCUUUCAUUAUUCGAAAACGUGCGCUUAGUCGCGUUAAGGCAUGUGAGAUCCGUCACGAAAUCUACGGACCCAGCGAUCACGUUCCUAUGCGUUCGCUUUUUUCUCGUGUGCAGAUCCUAGAUCCAAGUCUAGCGAAGAAAAAGAGCGCUUCAACGCUAAGAUGA